AUGACGACUCUCAAACGAGUUGAACAAAUGUGCGAUAACGCGAUGAAAAUGUUGAAUAUUUCUAAAGAGAAGUUGGAUAGACUGGAGGAACUGAGGAAGGGAACGGCACAGCCUAUGUGGAAUGGCGAGCAGGUAAACUUGGAGAGCAAAGAAGAAAGUCUGGAGACGGAGAAAAAGAUUUGGUUUGACCAGUUAGCAAUGCUACAGGCGAAACUGAUGGAAUAUACUCAAUCAGGAAAAAGAAAAUUGGAUUUGGAUGAUGGGAAUGAAGGCGGAGACCGAAAAAAAGUUCCGGAACUUACUAGUGCUCAAAUAAUUAUGAAAAGAAUAAUGGAACUUCCAGAGGAUCCUGAUGUUUACUCGAAUCCGAAAAAUUCCCUUUCAUUACCAUUUCCAUUCCUUGGCUCAAAAAAACCAGUAGAAAGGUUUGCUUUUAACGAUGAUGAAUUUUCCUUCACCUUCAUGGGAAGAAGGGAAUUCAAGAAUGUUUUAGAUGAAAUCAACAAACUUCGAGCAACUUAUUAUAUGGAAAUGUUUAUUUAUGGAACCAUGGGGUAUGGGAAGUCAUAUAUUCUUUCAGCAAUCACGUGCUACCUUUUCCGUGUCAAAAAACGUGUAGUAUACCUUCCUGAUUGCCGUGCCCUAUCAUUGGAUCCUGUGGAUUACAUUAAGUCGGCCCUAUUCCUUACUUAUGUAAAUGACCUUGAGGAAAUAAAUAGAAUUAGUUUAUGUGAAACACUUGGUGAUAUCGUAGAUUUUUUUAAAUCGGUAGAUGAACGUUUAUAUUUUAUUAUAGACCAACUGAAUGCUUUGGAUGGAAACGAUACUGGAAUUACCCCACAAACAAAAAUCGAAAUUAGAGAAAUUAUCAAUAAAAUUCGUAAUAAACAUUUUUGUAUUAAGAGUGCUUCAGCAAAUAACGAACGGGCACGUCAAUAUAAGAAGCAGACUGAUGAGAUUAAGAUGGCUCUUUAUGGAGGGCUUAAAGAGGAUGAGAUGUUAGAAUGGUGGGUAAGACAUGGACAUCUUUUAGAUCAUGAUGAAAGGGAAAAUCAAAUGAAAGAAAUUGAAGAUAUCACUGGCUGUGUUCCACUCUUCUUAAGAUACUUCCUUGAAUCUUAUAAUGAUAAUAGUGACGAAACUUUUGAUUUCAGAAAGAACCAUUUAAUUGAGAAUUUAGAAAGUAAAAUAAAACCUAAUUUAGAUCAAUUUUCAUUAAAUAAAUUCGUAAUAGAAUACGAUCAGAAUCGGUAUGUAUAG
Messenger RNA from Funneliformis mosseae, 1260 nucleotides. The record is from the annotation of a GenBank genome assembly. NCBI's taxonomy places the organism in Eukaryota, Fungi, Glomeromycota, Glomeromycetes, Glomerales, Glomeraceae.